Messenger RNA from Phytophthora nicotianae INRA-310, 3583 nucleotides. Its product is annotated as AGC/AKT protein kinase, variant 2. The coding region runs from base 232 to 2820 and encodes 862 amino acids. The transcript is spliced from 2 exons. Gene Ontology annotation, molecular function: protein serine/threonine kinase activity; ATP binding; metal ion binding. NCBI's taxonomy places the organism in Eukaryota, Oomycota, Peronosporomycetes, Peronosporales, Peronosporaceae. The record is from RefSeq and is a predicted model, not a curated record. Gene Ontology annotation, biological process: protein phosphorylation.
CUACAACGCGACGAGUUUAUUCCAGCGACGUCGUCAGUUUCCGACUGCUGUUGCUUGCUGUGGAGGCAGGCGUCGCUCUGCGUCUCGUUCCUCCCACCUCAAUAUCAUGCGACGCUUAAGCUCCAGAGGAGGUGCGUGUCUCUCCCCCUUGCUGCCACUACUGUGGUGCUAACUGUAUGUGCAGGCGGCAAGAACUUCAGCCUCAAGAGUGAGGAGGACGUGGAGGAGCUCAUGCAGACGCUGGUGGCUCAAAUCCACGCUAAACUCAAGAAUGAGCUCAAUCUACGCGAGAUUUUCAUCCCAAACUCCAAAGCAGAGGCGCGCUGUAGCAUCUUCGUCUCACACAACUACGCGGCGUGUCCAAAACUCUGCAUCUUCAUGCAACCCGGCGAAGGCAUGCAACCGGGUAUGUGGAGUCGCACGAUUCACCCGAAGACAGGGUUUCAAGGCUCCAUGAUCCCGUACUUAAAGACAGCGAUUCAGGGCGGAUAUGGCGUCGUGAUUCUGAAUCCUAGCACCAAUUUCUGCAUGGUAAACGGCCAUCGAGCCAAGAUUCUACACUCAUCUACACCAGAAGCUCAUGUGUCGUACGUGUGGAAGAACUACGUCGUGCCCAAUGCCGCCCAGGAGAUCAGCUUCAUUGUCCACGACAAUGCCGGUGUCUUGUUAAAGACAUUUCUGUCUUCAUUGAGUGGACACGAACAGCAGCGAGUUGGCGGAAUUGCGUUCAUUGAGUCAGCACAUCAAGUCUCAUCAGGAGAUAGCAAUGCGUUGCGUGAAAUGUUGCGUGAAAAAGCUGUCAACUUCGAAGCUUCGACGGAGCCGAUGUUUACAGUGAUUGGGUCGUCCAAAGCGCGACUUGGAUGCACGUCGUUAUCAGUGGGACGCACUUCAGGUGAAGCAAAUAACCGCGAGUGGACUGUACACUCGGUACAGACGUCAGCGUUUGUGUUCCUGCAGUCCAUAGCCAAUGGAAUCGAGGAAUCGCUGCACGCUAUCCGCGCUACGUUCCCCAACAAGCUCAUUGUGACAGUGAACCGUGCACGGCUCACUGGUCAACCCUACAACAACCCGUUUGCAGUGGUGCAGUGCGCUGGACAGAAGAAGGAAACUGUGGGCAGUCAUAAGCACACGAUGGAUCCCGAAUGGAACCAGACGUUCUCCUUUCCUGUCACAUCAAGUGAAGCGAAGGUGGUUAUCAUCGUGAAGGACAGAUCUUUCCCAAUGAACACCUCACUAGGUCAAGUUGUCGUGACUAUGAGUGAAGUGGGGUUGAACCGCGCAGAUCGACGAUGGUUUGCAUUGCGAGACGAAAAGGUGGCAACAUCUCACGGUAACGGAGAAGUGGAGCUGACCCUCGAGUGGGUACACGACACAUUUGUUGCGCGUUCAGACUCGUUUAUCCGUGGCAACCGCAUGCCGACGCUGGAAGCUCAGCAACGUCCUCGUAAUGGCACUGGAGAUGGCGAGAACUGCUGUUAUCUGUGCAAAACCACGUUCGUAUUGCACCGUCGUCGAUACUGUCGAAUGUGUUUACGUCUGGUAUGUACGUCGUGCUCGGAUCGCUUGUUCCUGCCUGGAUUUAGCGAGCCAAAGCGAGUAUGCUCCGGAUGCUGUGAUCUUCAAAUGAUGCUGCAUAAUAAACUGCCUCGUAUGGGAGGUCCUGGAGGUCCAGGCUCUAAGGUUCCUUCACAAGACAAACUGGAUGAACACGCCCAGCGGAUGGAGGCGAUGCGAAAGCGUGAGGAAGCUGAAAAGCGGCCUCUUUCUAUUAACGACUUUGAUCUGCUGAAGGUUGUCGGUCGUGGUGCCUUCGGUAAAGUGCUGCUGGUUCGCAAGAAAGAGGGCAAGAAUUCUGGUCAGAUUUAUGCCAUGAAGAUCCUCGUCAAGUCGCACAUUAUCAAGAACGACCAGAUUGAGAAUACCAAGGCGGAACAACACAUUCUCAAGGAGAUCAGCCACCCGUACGUCGUGCGGCUACGAUACGCCUUCCAGAACGCUGACAAGCUGUAUCUCAUCAUGGACUACUACCCGGGUGGUUCCAUGUUCUACCACUUGCGUAAAUCGAAGCGGUUCUCCGAAGAACGAACACGAUUGUACAUGGCACAGUUGCUGACGGCGCUGAUGCAUCUGCACAGCAAGCAGAUCGCGUACCGUGAUCUGAAACUGGAGAAUAUUCUGAUGGAUCCGAAGGGAAAUAUCGCGUUGACUGACUUCGGUUUAUCAAAAGAAGGUCAGAUGGUCGAAGGCGCGAUUCGAGCGUCUCAGGCAGAUACCGGUAUGAAGACGAUUUGUGGCACAGCAGAGUACAUGGCUCCAGAGCUGCUGCGUCAUCAGCCGUACGGAAAAGUGGUCGACUGGUGGAGUUACGGCAUUUUACUGUUCGAAAUGCUCACAGGACGCACGCCGUUUGUGGAUCGCAAUCGACGGCAAAUGUUCAAGAACAUUAUGCAGUCUGAAGUCAUUUAUCCUUCGCAUAUUUCGCCUGUGGCGCGUUCUCUGAUCUCCAAACUGCUGAAUCGUGAUCCUGCUCGACGUCUUGGAGGCGGCCCCAACGGCGGUCGGGAUAUCAUGGCACACCCGUUCUUCGAGUCGAUUGACUGGGACAAACUGAUGCGGAAGGAGAUCGAACCUCCGUUCGUCCCUGACGUGUCGAGUGUGGACGAUAUCACGAAUGUGCCUGAAAUGUUCCAGAAUAUGGCGGCUGUGGACUCUCCUGUCAACAAGAAGAACGGGGAAGGUCACCACUUCGACGACUUUACGUACCAAGAAGACGGAUACAUUAUGCGUGCCACGCACAACCUAAACCAGCAUCAAUAAGAGAGCUACGCAAUACAUCGCCUGUAUAAUUUGUAUGCUCGUGUUGCGCCGUGGCUUGGACACUCACUCCUUCUUCUUCUUCUUGGUAGAUUUCUCUUCGUUACUGUCUUGACGGGGACGCUUCAGAUGCGGAGGAAGACUUGGCCCGAUGACCACCUCCUCCUUAUCAUCGUCUUCUGUUUGGUCCUUCGCGUUAUCAUCAUCUGCUUCCACAUUUCGUUUAAGAUGUGGUGGUAGUUGCGGUCCAAUUGAAGCAGUUCGCUCGUCGUUAUCGUCAUUGGCUUUAGUCGCAGCAGCAGGAGGUAGCUGUGGCCCAGCCGGACCACGAGCGACUCGAGCACCUUUAUCCGUCGGUGCACUGCGCUGAAGACGACGUUCAUAUUCUUGCAACUGGCGGCGAAAGCUUUCGUUUGGGUUGGCUAUUGGACGACGCUCAGUUACAAAAGCCAACGCCUGCUCGAAGCUCAUGGAACGUAGCUUCAUGAGGUAAGCUACGACCAUGGACGACGAGCGGCUCACUCCUUUGUUGCAGUGCACGAGUAUCCGACCUAUUGUUCAAAUGAAGGAGGGGAAAAUACACAUCACGCGCCGUACUUGGCUAUCGUUAGCAAUUUGACGCCCUUUGAAGUCCCCAUUAUCAAAUGUGAUACCAUAGUAUUUGGCUUGGUCCAUGAAGGCGAUACAGCCUUCCAGCACCCCGGAAAUGUCCUCCGCCUUGUUGUCGAAGAUGGAACAACGUCGGUACGUGAAAACUUUGUCCUUC